This is a messenger RNA of Moesziomyces antarcticus, 1518 nucleotides long. RefSeq lists its product as uncharacterized. NCBI's taxonomy places the organism in Eukaryota, Fungi, Basidiomycota, Ustilaginomycetes, Ustilaginales, Ustilaginaceae. The record is from RefSeq and is a predicted model, not a curated record. The coding region runs from base 1 to 1518 and encodes 505 amino acids. The transcript is spliced from 6 exons.
AUGAUCGUCAACUUCGAGCACCUCCGACCGUGCUACCAGCACUGGCUGCCUCGAUUGACCGACAAGACAGACGGCGACUUCAUCGAGGAGGCCUACAAUUUUCUUGGCGGCGAGUCGUUCGAUCCGUCCGCCCCGCUCGCCAGCAGCUCUAACGCGCUCAUCGAGGUGGCCGAUUCACCGCGCAGCCCCGCAGCAGGGGCGCGCUCGAUCCUUCAAGGAGAGCGCAUUGCUCCACGCCACAUCGAUCCACGCCAAUGGGUCGAGGUCGUGGCCGUGGUCGAGGUCGUGGCCGUGGUCGAGGUCGUGGCCGUGGUCGAGGUCGUGGCCGUGGUCGAGGUCGAGGUCGUGGCCGUGGUCGAGGUCGAGGUCGUGGUCACGGGCUCACUGUUGGUGGAUUUCGGCUCGCCCUGCCCGGUUGCUGCUUCGAAUGGUCCGACCGACCCCAUGCGCGCCCUGGAGGCGUCGCUACACACACCCACUCAAGGGUAUGAGGCACGAAAGCUCAAGGAAGCCAGAAGUCUUUGUUUGGCUGGUUCCAUUGAGGAAAUCCUGCACUCGGGACUGAACUUCCUUGCUCCCCAGCUUUUCGAGGCCGCACCCUGCUAUGGCCCAGCGUGGGUAUCGCCGCCAGCCGCCCAAAGAGGCCGCGUCCAGCUGCGCGGACAGGUGCACUCUGCGCUCGGAGGCGGCGGCCCGGCUCUGCUCGCCUGGCCGACGUCAUUCUACUAUCUGUUUGUCAAGGGCAUUGCCGUCUUGGCCGCAAACGCCAAGCCCAUCCCGCGCCCGCUGCUCUGCGGCUUUCUCAGCACGCCCUGUGUGGCGCAGUGUGGACUUGACGACGCCGAAGAGACGGAACAUCUGCUCGCCUGCCUCACCUUGGUCAAUAUUGACCAUCGCGAUCAAGGCCUCCAGCUUGCGACGUCCGAGGAGAUCAUCCAGUCCAGCUUUGUCUGGACUUUCCAUCGUCACUUUGUAACAGCUUGCGCCAACCUCAGGAGCCAUCUGUUUGUCAAGAGCCGGGUGGAGCCUCUGAGCCACGUCUUUGAAGAGGUCGGUCGAUUUACGAUGGAGAACCGUCGUCUGUCUAUGAACGAGAGCACCAUCGACGUGAUGCUGCAAAAGUUGUACACUCUUUUGCGCACCAAGUUUCUCGAGGGAAAGAGCAUCAAGGAUGCAACUGCUCAGGCGCAGUGGCGGAUCCUGCUCGAGGCAGCCGUCAUCGCCGAGGUCGAGCUGCAACGCUCCUAUCGAGGUGUCCGACUUACCACGCAGCCUCGGUCGGCAUCGCUCGCAUCGCCUCGCCUGUCCUGGUUGUCGAUGCAUGUGCGGCACCAGCACCUCAUCACCUCCGGCGCCAUGCGCUUUGCUUGGCUCGCCCGCGCGCCCGUCCUCCGCAGCAGGGGCGCGCUCGAACCUGUAAGGAGGGCGAAGCACUCCACGCCGCAUCGCUCCACGUCAAGGGGCCCGACGUCGCAACAACAGUAUGUUGUCACUGUGCAGGGCGAGGUCGAGGUUUGA